Siniperca chuatsi (mandarin fish) is the source of this 4077-nucleotide messenger RNA. RefSeq lists its product as uncharacterized. Gene Ontology annotation, molecular function: interleukin-17 receptor activity. NCBI's taxonomy places the organism in Eukaryota, Metazoa, Chordata, Actinopteri, Centrarchiformes, Sinipercidae. The coding region runs from base 104 to 2671 and encodes 855 amino acids. The record is from RefSeq and is a predicted model, not a curated record. The transcript has 18 exons.
UCAACCAAAAUUAACCUACAGAUAAAAGAACAACAUGUGCUCAUUGUUGGUAAAAGUUAGGUGCCUGGGAAACUGAGAUGAACUGUGAGCCCUGUGGCUUUCGAUGGUAUUUCACUCCCACUUCUGUCAGGCACAAAGUCACAGCCCUGGAAGUGGCUGGCAAACAAGCGAGACACAGACGGAGCAAGAGAUGCACCGCCCAGCUAACGUUAGCAGGACAGACACACGAGAGAGGAGAGCACACCCGUUUACUUGGCGCAUUGUCACCACGGUGGCAUUUAUUGGCGUCAUGGUGUCUCCGCUGUUGGGAUGUACCACGACAUGUCAGAUGGGAAAUCAAAAUGAUUAUGCUGAGGGACACUGCCCUGUGAAACUGACCUCAGCCCUGUCCCAGGACCCUUGGGGGGGUUACUCAGAAUGUGUCACUGUCCGUGUUUGGAUGAAGGCUGACGACUUCCUUAAGGCCCCAGAGAUUAAAAUUCUCUCCCCAAUUACAGAGAUAAUUAGGCCUACCAUGAAAAAAAGGAAAAACAAAGAAAAGUGUGACAAUGUAAGAAAACUAGGUGAUACCAGAGUCAAGUGUUACAGGGGUGUCACACAGCUGUUGCCACAUAGCAAUACCAGUUUUGCUGUGUGGGAGCUGGUGCAUGAUUGUGUCAAGGCUGAAACAGAUAGUGUUGUUUCUGUGUCCUACAAGACCACAUCAACGAGCUGCAAUGUCAGUUACACAGUACCAGAUCCCAUACCGGACUUUGAUCUGUCUGUGAAUCAAUCGUCUAAAUCCAUCACUGUCAUUGUGGAGUCUGGAGACAAAGUCCAUGCCAGAUGGUGUUACCAACAAAAUGCAGUGGACUGCACUGGCGGGGCACUUUCCCCACCAAUUACUAUUGAUCCAUCUCAGUCUCGAUCAGCUCUUGUUAAAAUCCCUUACCUGCUGCCCUGUGUGUGCGUGGAGGUAUAUUACACCCAUACAGAUGCCCGGCGACAAAAAAAGUGCCCAUUUCAAAAGAAAAGCCUCGCAGAUGUCAGAGAUGUUUGGGCCUCCUCUAAAGUCACACUGUAUGAGUCAAUUUUCAAGUUGAGCUCUCAGUGUCCUGUCAGUGACCUGAAGAUCUCUGCGUCCCUCUGCUGGUGGCAACAAGAACACCUCUGCACACCUGUACUCAACUCCACACUGGAAGAGAAGGGAGGUGGACCAAACCUGAUAUAUAGCACAUCUGAAGUGGACAAACACCCUCAGAUGUGUGUGCAGUUUUCUCUACAAGGCAGCCAUCAUAUCUCUUGCCCCUUCCAGGCUGAUAUGUCAUCAUGGGAGGUGUAUAUUGGACCGGGCAGAAAAAGUGUGUUUUUGUAUCUCACCUCUUCUGUUCCAGCAAAGUUCUCCGCUCAACUCUGCGUCCUUAAUGAGAGGGGAUGUACACCCAUGGGGCAGGUCCACUCAGUAACAAUGGAUGGAAAUACUACUCAAUCGAGGAUAAAUGUGCCUCUUCACUUUCUUGCUGAGAAGCUGUGUGUGCAGGUGUGGCAGUCAAAUCCUGCUCUUCGUGGUAAAAGAAUUCUGUGCCCAGACUACACGCACAACAGAUGUGGUGUAUAUGCUGUGGCAGCUUUGAUAUUUGUGGUUAUUGUUUCAUUACUGGGAAUUUUCAUCCACCGUCUCACCAAGAGUGGAGCUGCAGGCUGGCUUUGUAUCCAGAAGCCAGUGUUGCUGGUGUGCUCAUCAGAGCAGUCAGCCCAUAUCUCUGCUGUGUGUGCUUUAGCCUCAAUCCUGCAGGGGGAGCUAAGUGCCAAAGUGAACAUGGCUUUGUGGGCCCAAAGCUCUCAAACAAAGGCCGGGGUCAGGAAUGGAGUGGCAGAUCUGGGUCCACUUCCCUGGCUGUACGGGCAGUGGGAAUCUGUGCGUAAGGCACAAGGGAAAGUACUGAUUAUCUGGAGUCCUGAAGCCAAGAAGACCUAUGAGAACUGGAGGGUGGAGAGGGAAAAUGUGGAUAAGAAUGUGAGAAAAACGGAAGAUUGCAGCAAAGCAAAGGUGAGACAUGAGACAAUAAGAGUAGAGGUGGAAGAGGAUUUGAAACAAAAUGAAAGAAGCCUGGCAAAAAGCAAAAAAGAGAAGGCUGCAGGAAAAAAAGAUUGUGUUAAAUUAUGUGAUGAUAAAGACUGGUACUCCCAGAACGAGCCCUCUGCUGUGAUAGCACCAGUGUUUACGGCUGCUCUGGCCUGCCUAGAGGGGGAGCUGCAGGGUUGCAAAGGUCAAGGAGUGGCCUUUGUCUAUUUCCAGGGCCUUUGCCACAGCAGGGACAUUCCGAAGGCCUUCAGAGGUGUCCCUCGGUACUGCUUACCACAGGAUUUCAGGGGUUUAAUACAGGAGCUGGGAGGGAUGAGAAGGCAGACAAAGGCCGGUAAAUUCAGGAGGCACUGCUGGCCCAGACUCCUGUCUAAAGUGCUGUCAAUAUGGCUGGCACGGCAGCUAGCCCAAAAACUACAAACACUGGUGCCUCAAAUGCAGGGAAAUAAAAUGCAAGGGCCGAGUGUCACUUCAUCACUGAAAAUGAUGUCAGAUAAGACACAGAGCAGGCUCAAGUUGCCACUGGCAGCCAACAGGGCAAGGCCAAGACCUGUACAAAAGCAUGAGCCUCUCCACGGGUCACUAUGGAGAGCAGAGAAGCUUUAAUCUCAGGUUUCACGUUUCUGAUGGGGACAGACUGGAAACAAAAUACGUACAUGAGACACGGGGCCUGAUGAUCCAUUGUGAGCACUUCGGAGCCAAUCACUCUGCAAGAACUAUACAUUACUUGGUGCUAUCAUAUCAAAAAUGCCACCACUUGUUUUGCAUAUUAAGAAGAGAAAUACUGUCCUGUCCCCUGCACUUAGCCUCUAACAGAGGCUCUUUAUGUUGCUCUCCUGACUGAAGCCAUAGUGAACACCUGCCUUAUCUCUCUAAAUAGGCUAACUGCUAUGAAAAACUGUUUGCAAAUUACACCUCACUUUCUUCAUGAGUGCAUUUAAUGUUUGAAAAUGUUGCGUGCACAGGUGAGAAACUGUAUGAAUGCUGUUUACAGGAACAUGCAAAUUUGCAUAGGAUUUCCUAAACAGAUGUUGUGCCAAAGCUGCCCCAGGAUUUUCAGUGUUAAUGCAACAGGUGCAAAGAGGAAAUUACUUGUGCUGAUGUGUGCUUGACUAUUUGGCAGUUAAUUAAUGUGGACAUGUGUUCAAGUGUUUUACAUAUUACAUAAACUGUCUGCAGCCCUAUUAUUAAAUAUUUGCACACAUGCUACCUACUAAAAAGUAUAAGUCAGUGUUUUAUUUAAUUUUAUUUACCGGCAUACUGCACUUUUUUUUUUAUUCAGUAAACAUUUAAUUGUCCGUUGAAGAAUUAUUUGUACAAUGUCUUAAGUGACUCCAUAAUUUGUUUUUCCUGUUUCAAGGAACAAUGUUGGGAUAUUAGCCUAACACUGUUGGCAUUAUACAAUUCUGUAUAGAAAAUAAUAAAUGCUUUUAAUAAAAAAGAUUCAUGUUUAUCUACAGAAAUGACUUGUGAUGACAAGAAAUGAGAGGCAAACCUGCUUUUUAUAUAACUGAAAUGUUUUUUUGUUUUUUUUCUUGUUAUGAGUCUCUAUUUUAUAAGCUUCAUGUGUUUCCUGAAACCUGUUUAUUCAAAUGAGUUAUGUGGAACAACUACAACAUUGACAAGACUCCACUACUGUGGAGCUGAGUGACAGGUCUGCUAGCCAGGAUUAAUGAGGAAGUAAAUCAUCACAGUAGAUAAAACACGGGAACUACCCAUUACUGCAAAAACAUCCAAGUUCAGCACGUAAAGGUUAAUCUCGUGUCAGGCGAGUAACUUACUACGUGGACACUGAACUAAGACAGAUUUUUCAUAACCUUUUAUUAGGCUGAUGUAAAUUCAAGGUGUAAAUCAUACAAAGUAUGAGUAAUAGUCAUAAAAUGGGGAAAAAAGGUUAUUUAUUCUGCCAAUACAGUAUCAAUUGACUUUUAAGUUUAUAUGAAAACAGGAUCCCCUACAAACUAGGUCAAUUUAGUCACAUGGCUUUAUUAUAAUAAAGAGCUGAAUGCAGA